This is a messenger RNA of Paramecium primaurelia, 1246 nucleotides long. The record is from the annotation of a GenBank genome assembly. Lineage: Eukaryota; Ciliophora; Oligohymenophorea; Peniculida; Parameciidae.
AUGGGAUAGUUGUAAUGCACUUAAGAAGAAAAAAAUGAUAAUAUUAUUAACAGACUAGAAUUGGAUUUUGAAAAAUAAGAAAAUAUUAAGUAAGAUGAAAGAGCUAAUUCUUUUUCUUAUGUUCAUGCUAUUGGGAAAUAUUUAAAUAUUGGAGUAAAUCCUAAAUUGGAUCAAAUAUGGGAAGAAAAAUUGAAUUCAUUUAAAGUUUAUGAUGAACCACCUAGAACAUAAUCAAAUUAUAGAAAUUCCCUUACAAAACCUAAGAAUAUUGAAUAGUUUUUUGCAGAAUGUCCUUUAAUAACAUAAGAUUAUGAAUAUUAUAUGUUAGUAUUUUUCAUUUAGGAGAAAUAUGAAUUUAAAUGCUAUGGAUUAAUUGGUCUUCCAUAAAAGUAUAGAUGGGCAUAUUGGAAAGUAAUUACGUUAUAAAAGGAUAUAAUGCAUAAAAAUAUGGAAAAUCAAAUUAAUGAUUCUUCUUAUUACAUUAAAAAAGACAUUAACAGAACAUUAAUAAGUGAAUUAUUUAAAGAAGAGUAAGUUGUAGAAAAAUUGGAUUAUGUGCUUACAAAUUUAGCUAGUCUAUAUCCUAAAGUUGGAUAUUGUCAAGGUAUGAAUUACAUUGCAGGUAUAAUACUAAAUAAUAAAUAAUAUAGCCUUAUUUUUGAUGGUUUCAGGAGCUAAAGAAUAAGAAACUGUUUGUGUUUUUGCUGAACUCCUUGAUUCUUCUUUUUACAUGUUCAAUUUAUUAUUUAAGGAAGAUCUUCCAUUACUCUUCAUUAUUGAAGAAAUAAUUAUGAAAUUGAUGUAAAAGAAGAUGCCAAAAGUGUAUAACCAUUUUAUUGAAUGCAAUAUAUCCCCUUCGAUUUGGAUAAGUAAAAUUUUACUUAGUGGAUUUGUAUAUUUGUUUGAAUUAUUGGAUUGUGUUCUACUAUGGGAUUAUAUAUUUAUCAAAGGUACUGUACUAGGAUACACAGAUCUUAUAUUGGCUAUGGUUACUAUAAAUUAAGAUAUAUUAUUGACUAAAGAUGAAGCAGAUCUUUCUAUUUUUUUUAAUUUUCAAGAAUAAAAAAUAAAAUGUGCAGAGAAAAUCAUCAAAUAAGCCCUAACAUAACCAGUAUAAGAAAAAGAAAUAAGAGAGAUUAUGAAAAAAACAAAUCAAAAAUUAGAAUUAGUUGAAUUAUUUAAAUUAUUUGGGAAAGAGGGAUUUGAGAAACAAUAUAAGAAAUAUUCAUAAGGGAUUAAAAAAUGA